CCCAAACAAAGAAUCUUUCUUUUCAACCAACUUUGCGCGAGUCUACCCACGGAUUUGGGAUCAUGACCUAGCUGUAUCUCGGUCCAAGGUUGCGAGCUGGAGAAUACCAGAGAUCAUUUCACCUCUGCGGAGAUCGAGAACUCACCAGCGCCCGGCUCCCGUCAUGACACUUCGCCUGUGAGAUGCUCGUUGCGCCUUGUGUCGUCAUAACCGGCAUCCAUACCUAACCACAUCGUCACGCCCUCACCGCGCGUCUCGGAAACAGGCCAAUCGCCGAGCGCGUAGUAUACUUCCACUUCAAGCACCCUUACAAAGCGAACUUGCUCGACAUUCCUUCGAGCGACUCCAUCCUUCCUCGGGCGCAUUCUCCCACUUUCUCCUGGUCGCGCGCCACCAGCCAGACACGAUGGAUCUCGCAGUGACCCUCAUCAAAUCGGUCAUGCGGGCCUUCUACCAGACACGCGAUAUCCUUGUGAUUGAUGCUCUGAUUCUGCACGAAGCGCUCAGAGACGAUGAUCUGGCGUACCUGAUGGCCAUCAACACCAAGGAUCUCCACAAGAUUUGUGGAAAGCUGCGUGAGGAUAGAUUCCUGACUGUGCAUACGAGAUCAGAGCUGCGAGAGGGAAACCCAAGGCCGAGCAACCGAACGUGGUACUAUAUCAACUACCGCCAUACCAUCGAUGCCAUUAAGUGGCGUGUCUACACGAUCGACAAAGAGGUCCAGGGGACCACACAAAUAGCAAAUGAGAAGAAAGAAUACUUUUGCUCAUUCUGCAAGGCCGAGUGGACGGCAAUGGAGGUCUUGGACAAUGUUGGGCCGGAGGGGUUCCUCUGCCAUCGCUGCAAACAUACCCUCACAUUUGAGGCAGAUCGUAACGCGGGUGGCCAUGAGCAGUCGACUCGCCUCAAUGACCAGUUCAAGUUCAUCAGCGAGCUCCUGCCCCAGAUCGAUGCAGUUCACAUCCCCGAGUGCGACUUCGACCGUGCCCUGGCCAAGGCUCGCCCAGUCGUUCGAGAUGCUACUCAUCAACGCGCAACAACAAUUCCAGUCGACAAUGGGGCGAAUAGGCCUAUGGCAGUGAAGGGCUUGACUAACACUGGUCCUCAGUCGAUUGCGGUUAACAUCUCAACUUCAGACGGGCCUACUGAGGCCGAGAAGGCCGCAGAGCAAGCUCUCAAGGAGAAGAUUGCUAAGCAGAAUGCACUGCCUUCGUGGAUGUCUAACAGUACAGUAACUGGAGCGUCUUUCACCGCAGAGAACGAGCCUGGUGCAACUGCCGCCACAAAAGCAUCGGGCUCCAAAGCCUCAGCGCUCUCAAAUUCGACCGACAACAAUGCCAAUACUCAGAUCGAUGACAUAUUUGAGAAACUCAAAGCCGAACAGGCUGCAGAGCGAGCGCGUGAGGGAGGGGGUUAUGAAGAGUUCGGCUCAGAAGAAGAAGAAGACGAGGAUGAGUUUGAAGACGUGCCUGCAACUGGCAACGUAUCUAGUCGAGACACGCCAAACACGCCAGCCAUCAAGAUAGAGCCGUCAGGCCCCUCGCGAGAGGAAGAUAGCCCAGAGGAAAGGCUAGCUAAGCGGGUGAAGGUUGAGCCGGAGGUCAAGAAGGAGGAGGAGGAAGAUGACAGCGAGGAGGAUGACGAUGAUAUGGUGUUUGAGGACGUAUAGGGGAGCGAAAAUCGUCACAACAGAGGGCCUGAAUAUCACCCGCAAGGGGAGGGGAGGCCAUGGAGGCCAAAUGAGGCUGGAACACGCAAAUACCCCACCAAGACGUAUGUAUAGAAGCUCAAAUAGCAUAAGAAUCACAUUCCGGCACUGGAAAUAGUAGAUCGUAGGAGUGGAGAAGCAAGCAUUGAAGGUUAUACAAAGAGAUGGGCCCAAGAUACAACAAAUCUGAGGUGCAGGGUAGCUCUAGCCGUAGUGGGCUCUGUCCAUUGUCCAUUGUCCAUUCACUUACAUGAGCAGAGUUAUUGAAGGAAAAUCGACAUAAGACGAGUACUCGGUUCGGGGCGUGGUUUGAGUGAAGGACUUGGCUUAGUG
This is a messenger RNA of Ilyonectria robusta, 2041 nucleotides long. RefSeq lists its product as uncharacterized. The record is from RefSeq and is a predicted model, not a curated record. Lineage: Eukaryota; Fungi; Ascomycota; Sordariomycetes; Hypocreales; Nectriaceae. The transcript has 3 exons. Gene Ontology annotation, biological process: transcription open complex formation at RNA polymerase II promoter; transcription initiation at RNA polymerase II promoter. The coding region runs from base 407 to 1669 and encodes 420 amino acids. Gene Ontology annotation, cellular component: transcription factor TFIIE complex.